AUGUUCAGUUCUUGGGGAGGUUGCCUUUUUGUAAAUGGCCUCAUCCUGAUUCAGGAAGGGCCAGAGGCAUUGCCAUGGAGUGAACUAUAAAAGCUCUACAUCAGAAGUAGUGGUGGGGAAAAUGAUGAUGAGUCCGACCAGAACUGGAAACCACCAGAAAACAACCUGAUCCAGAAGUUACUAGCACAGAUUGAGUAUUACUUCUCAGAUGAGAACCUUGAGAAAGAUGCCUUCCUUCUAAAGCAUGUGAGAAGAAAUAAGAUGGGCUAUGUCAGUGUUAAACUCCUCACUUCUUUUAAGAAGGUGAAACACCUUACCCGUGACUGGAGAACCACGGCCUAUGCACUGAAGUUCUCGGACAUGCUUGAGCUCGAUGACGACAACAGAAAGGUUAGAAGAAAUACUCCAGUUCCAGUGUUUCCAAGUGAAAACCUCCCUACCAGGAUGUUACUGGUGUACGAUAUCCACCUGGUUUCUGAGCUGCAGGCUCUUAACAAACAAAAAGAAAACGGAUGCAUGCAAGAAGGGGUAAUGGAGCAUCUCCUCAAAACCUUUGUAACUUUCGGUGUAAUAUCAUCAGUUCGUAUUCUCAAGCCUGGCAGGGAUCUACCACCUGAUAUCAGGAGGGUCAGCAAUCGGUACACCCAACUGGGAACUCAGGAAUGUGCAAUUAUAGAAUUUGAAGAAGUAGAUGCUGCCAUACGUGCUCAUGACUUCAUGUGUGCUGAAAAGAAAGAGACGGGCAUGAAAGUUGUCCUAAUAGGCAUGAAACCUCCCAAGAAAAAAGUUGCCAAAGACAAGAACCACGAUGAAGAUACCAGCAAGAGCCUUAAGAAGGCUAGAUCCCUUAAUAAGAGAGUUGAGGAACUUCAGUUUGUUGGUGAUGAAUCUUCGGCAAAUAGCUCUUCUGACCCAGACAGUAGUCCUACAUCACCAUCGUCAGGACGCAGAAGUGCCGCCACAAAUACUGUCAGUAAUUUGAGCCCUGUCAUUCACCCAGCCAACCACUUGAGUCCUAAUGUGUCACCCAGAUCAAGUCCCUGGAACAGUCCAUCUUCACUAAGAAAAGUCACCAAGAAGUCUCCACUGGCUGAAGGCAACAAGCUUAACCCAAGCACCAGCCCUGACGUUCCAAGGAAAUGUACAGAUUAUUCCUCGGAUAGCAGUAUCACUCCUUCUGGUAGCCCCUGGGUGCAAAGAAGAAAAGCUCAAACUGUAACACAAGAAAAGAGUCCUGUCGGUAGCCCCGUGUUGGCUCAGAAAAUACAAAAUGCAGAUGGUCUACCUGUAGGGGUGCUGCGGCUGCCUAAAGGUCCUGACGGCACUAAGGGCUUCCACAACAGAUGUGAAAGGAGAAGGGCUACAAAGAACGAAUAA
Molecule: messenger RNA, 1377 nt
Organism: Leptosomus discolor (cuckoo roller)
Lineage: Eukaryota; Metazoa; Chordata; Aves; Leptosomiformes; Leptosomidae
Source: RefSeq, a predicted model, not a curated record